GACCAGGCAAAGCAGGGCUUGAACCGGAUCGGCAAGUCCAUACGGCGCAUUAGCAGACGAGUGGUCAGUGGAGGCGGUCCCGAGGCUCUGCAAGAAGGGGGACACAUCCGCCUAGUAGACGAUGUUGAUGAUGACGAGGACAACGACGACGACGACAGUGGCCGCGAUAUUCAUGGCAGUGGCAGAAACGAUGAGGCGGAGCGGAUUGCAUCGGAUUCCUCCGAUCGACAAUCUGCGAAAGCGUCACUGACCGAGUCAUUGACUGCACUCGAACUACCACUCAGCCUCCGGGGCCGAAGUCUCGGCUUCAUGGGACCGGACAACCCCUUUCGAAAACGGGCGGCCCAGCUUCUUAACUACUGGUGGAUAGAGCCUCUUGUUCUCAUCUCGAUCAUCGCCCAUGCAGUCAUCCUCAUCAUCCAAUCGUCGAGAGACGUCUUUGUCCAUCCGCGCAGAGAUACGUACUUCGGGUACUGGGAGGACUAUGCGAUCUUUGGCAUCUUCUGCUUCUAUACGAUAGAGAUGCUGGCAAGGAUCGUGGUCUCUGGACUCAUUGUCAAUCCUCCUCCACUCUACCGCGUGGUCCCCAACGAUGGCAACGCGGGCGCUGAUGAGACCCCAACCUCAGACCCUGUUGUCGGCGAUGCUCCUUUGGCAACGCGAAUGGAAGGCUCGGAGCGCAGACGACUCUCCAAGUCAAACACGCUCGACGCCUUUUCGGAACUAGGCGAUACGAUCAAGAGCCGUGCUCAGGCAGCGCUCAGGAAGGGCGAAGAAGCAGAAGGCUCAGACAAAGCUAAACCUGCACCGACGCGACGGUCUACCGCAAUGUCAAGCCGUAUGAGUUUGUUUGACCUUGAUGCGAGAGCCUCAGCUUCAAGAGCCCACCAUCGCUCCGAUACGGCUGCGACAACUACGACUGACAAGACCAGCGCUGCCAGGCUGUACCCCGGGACCAUUAAGGCCGUGCCCUUUGUACAGGCCAUGAUUGUACAGCGGUCUUACGCUCCACAUUAUGCCUAUCUCCGUCAUAGUUGGAACCGAGUCGACCUCUUUUCCAUAGUCGCGUUCUGGAUCGCCUUUGCCCUGGCUGUUACUGGGUACGAAGCCACGAGCAGAUACCACAUCUACAUCUUCAAAGCCAUCUCGGUAUUGCGGAUAGCCAGAUUACUUGCCAUCACUUCGGGCACUACGACAAUUUUGCGCUCAUUGAAGCUCGCAGCUCCAUUGCUCUUCAACGUCUUGACCUUCACCACGUUCGCCAUGAUCCUCUUCUCUAUCAUCGGCAUACAGUCUUUCAAGGGCUCGUACCGCCGAUCAUGCGUUUGGGAUGGAGACUUGACUACCGGCAUUAACGCCGAGCCUGGGUCGCAAUACACCUUGAGUCAGAUAUGCGGUGGGUGGUACGAUGUGAAUGGCGAGCGCCGUUCAUACAUCAGCACCAGCGGUCUGUCUGCACCUGGCAACGGCAAGGGCUUCUUUUGUCCUCAAGGUCAGCGAUGCGUAGAACAAGACUCCAAUCCCUACUCGAACACGCAAAGCUUUGACAACAUCCUGACCUCACUACUUCAGGUCAUUGUUGUGAUCAGCAACAAUGGCUGGAGCAGCGCAAUGUACGACAUGGUCGAUGCUGACUACUUCGUCGCAGUCUUCUACUUCAUCAUUGGCAUCAUCUUCUUAAACUUCUGGCUCGCAAAUCUUUUCGUUGCCGUCAUCACCAAUUCUUUUGCGACUAUGUCAGCUCAGACUCAUCAGUCCGCAUUCGCAGCCAAGGACCUGGGCCAGGUCGCUUCCAUCCUGAAGGACGAGUCUCAGAGCAAAUCUCGCAUCCGGAGGAAAAAGGUGGCGAGCGUUUACAAGCGCCUUUGGGGAUAUACAAAGUAUCUCUGGCUUGCUGCCAUCGUAGCCAACAUUGCAUCACAAGCGAGUCGGACCUCUUACCAGACGUCUGCGGCAAGCAAAUUCGUGCGCGACGCUGAAUUGUGGUUCACCGUCGCCUUCGACGUUGAGAUUCUCUUACGAUUCCUCACAUAUCUUUUGGACGAUGACUGGCGAUCUUUUUACGGUGGAGGAGGCACGCAAAGCACUCGCAAUAUCAUGGACACGAUUCUUUGUGUACUCACCAGUAUCAUGGAGCUCCCCGGGAUCCGCAACACACGAGUCUACGCAUGGAUGACUAUCUUUCAGCUUCAGCGAUUCUAUCGAGUGAUCGUCGCCAUCCCUCGAAUCGAGGCAUUGCUUCUGAGAGCCUUUGGAUCUCUCCGUGGUCUCCUGAAUAUGAUUGCUUUCCUCCUCUUCAUGGUAGGGCUAGCUGCUAUUGUGGCUGUUCAACUCUUUCGAGGUGACAUUCCUGCAGAAAAUGACGACGGUACGAUCUUCAUGAACUUCAAGCACAUCUACAACUCCUUCUUGGCGAUGUACGAAAUCUUCUCUAGCGAGAAUUGGAACACGGUCCUCUUUGAUGUUCUGACAUACGAAUUCGGAUAUCGGCAGGCUGCCAUCUCUGCCAUUUUCAUUUGCGGCUGGUUCCUCUUCAGCAACUUCAUCGUUCUUCAGAUGUUCAUUGCUGUCAUCAAUGAAGGUUUCUCGAUCACAGAGGCCGAAAUGCGACGCCAGCAGCUCGACCGCUACGUACGAAGGCUAGAGCCAGGGACUGUUUCCGUCACAGGUCGCUUCUUGCACAAGCUUUCGCCAUACCGUUGGCUCAAAGACCACAAUGCCUCCGUACUCGGACAGCCCAGGGAGCACCGCGUAGUCCGUGCUGCCCACAAUGACGGGCUUCGCCAAGCCCUGGACGACUUCGACGAGAAGAACAAACGCCGUAUGUCUCUACAUCGGUUUCUCGAUCAAUCGAAGGUCCAGCGCUUGACUGCUUUUAUGCGCAAGAUCAUGCGGCUCGACAAUCCCGACCAAAUUCCUAUGCCGCUGGAUACCGUGCAGCAACAACAAGUACGGCAAUCCUUCUCCGGAGCUGACGUCCUGCGAGGUGUGGCUCCUCGUCGUCAGCAAUCAAUGGCGAUGUUGGAUGAGGCAGGCGAUGAGGAUGAGGCUGCUCGUCUGUUUGCAAGGGAGAGGCAGCUGGUCAGGAUUAGGACUGAUCUCGGGCUGGCCACGGAGAAGCUGACGCAGGGUGAGAUCGACGCCGCCUAUGUGGCGAAGCAGGAGGUAAAUCCACGCAUUGCGAUGGCAAGAGCUAUCAAUGCUCAUCCUUCCUUCGACAAGUCUCUCUGGCUCUUCACGAAUCACAGCAAGUUCCGACGAUUCUGUCAGAGUCUAGUGCCUUCCUCUUAUGGGGAGCGCAUCUUCGGACGCCAACAUGAUCGCAACCGCUACCGAAUCUUGCGGAUCGUCAUGUUCAUCACCAUCGUUGCUUCGGUCGUUGUAGUCGGCGUGGCUUCGCCUCUGUACCGCAAGAGCUGGUACGGUGAGCAUGGCCUCAGGAGAGACUCGUGGUUUACUCUCAUCGAACUUGCUCUUAGCUCCGUCUUCUUUCUGGAAUUCUUCAUCAAGAUUGUUGCCGACGGGUUUGCCUUUACGCCAAAUGCCUAUCUGCUGUCGCCGUGGCAUAUUCUGGAUCUUAUGGUUCUAGCCAGUCUAGUGGUCAACGUCAGUUCCGAAAUCAUCGUCAUCGGAGGUGUUAGUCGGUUCACACGUGCUCUCAAGGCUUUCAGAGCUCUGCGACUGAUCAAUCUCUCCACAAGGAUGCGUGCGACCUUUGAGAAUCUCGUCGGUGGAGGCGGCCACUUUCUCGACGCCUCGGCACUGGCCAUCUUGUAUAUCAUCCCCUUUGCUGUGUGGGGUCAGAACCUCUUCUCCGGGUCGCUCUACGCGUGCAACGAUACCGGUGAUGGUAUCACGGUCAAAAGCCAGUGCGUUGGCGAGUAUAUGGCUCAAUCGAGCGAAUGGACAUAUCUGGCCCCUCGAGUCUGGGACAAUCCUCAGGUUGCCUCUUCCUACUCUUUCGACGACUUCAAGUCUGCAUUGCUCAUCCUCUUUGAGAUUGUCAGCUUGGAAGGCUGGAUAAAUGUCAUGCAGACUGCCAUGGCUAUCACUGGCUCGAACAGCCAGCCCGUGACCGAUGCCAAUCAAGUGAACAGCAUCUUCUUCGUCAUCUACAAUCUCAUGGGAGCAGUCUUCGUCCUUACCCUCUUCGUGAGCGUUAUCAUCGAAGGCUUCCAAUCGGCAACAGGUGCAGCAUUCUUCUCGACGGAACAACGCCAGUGGAUUGAUCUGAAGAGGCUCAUGUCGCGACAAAAGCCUGCCAAGCGGCCGGCAGUCAGACCAGCAGGUCCCAUUCGCAGUUGGUGUUUCGACAGGGCUACAAAGAAACAUGAUUGGUGGGGUCGAUUCAUGACCGGCCUAUACCUCGCGAACGUGAUUACACUCUGCACGCAGACCAAUGACCAGAACCCAAGAGCAGAGAGGAUUCGCGACUACAUCUAUCUAGCCUUUGCCAGCAUCUACGGCCUUGAUGUCGUGAUCAGGCUACUAGGCAUAGGUUGGAACGCUUUCAGGAGAAGUCUGUGGUGUGUCUACGACUUGUUCGUCGUGGUAGGCAUCCUUGCGAAUACCUUGCCUCUCGUCAUACUCUCUACGCCCACUCAAGUCAAUGUGCAGCUGCAAAAGUUCUUCCUAACCGCUGCGACGUUGAAGCUGGUCGCCAAGCACAAUGGACUGAAUCAACUCUUCAAGACUGCUCAGGCCGGUCUACCUGCCAUAUUGAAUCUUCUUGGCCUCUGGCUUUGCUUCUUCCUCUUCUUCGGUCUCAUGUUCGUCGAGGUCUUUGGACUCACAAAGUGGGGCUACAUCGGACCGGAGAGCUACUCGCGCAACUUCUCUUCGCUUCCCCUAGCUCUCAUCUUCCUGAGCAUGAUGAGUGUAGGAGAGGGUUGGAAUGGCUACAUGCACGAUUAUACUGUGGAGGAUCCUCUCUGCACUCCCUCGGCAAAUUACCUCGAGUCGGAUUGCGGCAGUCAAGCUUGGGCUUAUCCUCUUUUCAUCGGUUGGAACCUGUUCAGCAUGUACAUCUUCCUGAACAUGUUCACUGCCACGGUCAUCGAGAAUUUCGCAUACGUCUUCCAAUUAGGAGGCAAGCCUGUAUUGGACAGGGAAGACAUGAGAGGCUUCAAGCGCGCCUGGAUGGGCGUAGCAGGGACGUCAUCUACUCUGCCUCGAGAUAAGAUCAUCGCCUUCCUUCGAGUCCUGCCAGGCAAGUUCGAGAUGCGGGUGUACCCACAGGAACUAUCCAUCGGUGCUCUACGGCAAGCCGCUCUAUACAGCGACUCUGCUUCCAUCAAUACCGGCUCCUCAGAGGGUCGUCGUCGCAGGGAUGUCAUCUCUCGCCUUCGGGGAAGCUCGUCCAGUCCGACAAAGCCGCACGCGGGAGACGACAGUUUCCAAGCAUUUUCUGCUACUGGUCACACGAUGCGCACCGUAGACGGUAUCAAUGUCACGCGUUUGCACGACAUCGUCUGUGCGCUGGAUGGCAAGGAGCUACGACAACGUCGUGAGCGUUUCAACCGUGUCUGGCACGAGGCUUGUAUCCUCGCCGACGAGUCCGAGGAGGGCAAGGGCAUCUCAUUCCAGGACAUGUUGAAGCUGAUUGCGUAUCAUAAGCUCAUCGAUCCCAGCACGGCUCUCAGUGUGGAAGAGCUGGUUGCAAGAAGGAGACUAGAUGAGAAGAUUGACGAUCGCAUUAACCUUGAGAGGGUACGCUCGGUGAUGAAGACUGCCUACUUGCGAUAUCGCUUCAACGUCCUCCGAAGAGCGGCGGAGAUCAUCGGCGAGGAGAUCAAUUCUGCAGUCGGUCAUGAUGAGGACAUCGAUCCAUCUCCGUCUGCCGCAGAAGGUGGUGUCCCCAUCAUUCGGGUCGAUGACACACAGAGCCCACCUCAAUCCUCGAGAAACAAUCGCUCACGAUUGUCCCCGUCAGCUUCAUCACACCGCAGCGGAACAAGCUCGCCUCGGAGUCGACUUGGCCAGGUGGAUGUCGAAGAGCUGGAGCGUCGAGCUUCACCCUUGCUGGAAUCCUUUGACGAUACGCCUUGGGGCAGAAUGAUGAAUCGAAUG
Microstroma glucosiphilum is the source of this 6069-nucleotide messenger RNA. RefSeq lists its product as hypothetical. The record is from RefSeq and is a predicted model, not a curated record. The annotation marks the transcript as partial. NCBI's taxonomy places the organism in Eukaryota, Fungi, Basidiomycota, Exobasidiomycetes, Microstromatales, Microstromataceae. Gene Ontology annotation, biological process: calcium ion import across plasma membrane. The transcript has 5 exons. Gene Ontology annotation, cellular component: voltage-gated calcium channel complex; membrane. Gene Ontology annotation, molecular function: high voltage-gated calcium channel activity.